Molecule: messenger RNA, 1335 nt
Organism: Salvelinus namaycush (lake trout)
Lineage: Eukaryota; Metazoa; Chordata; Actinopteri; Salmoniformes; Salmonidae
Product: growth/differentiation factor 10-like
Exons: 3
Coding region: 4-1335 (443 amino acids)
Biological process (GO): SMAD protein signal transduction; BMP signaling pathway
Cellular component (GO): extracellular region
Molecular function (GO): growth factor activity; cytokine activity
Source: RefSeq, a predicted model, not a curated record
UUGAUGUUAUUUUUUCAUUCCGGUAUGGGGGAAGUUUUAUCAGAGGAGCCAUUCGAAAUUACGCAGCAGGACAGCGAUAUCCACGAAACUACCGAUGGCACCUCCUCGCGCGAAAGCGCACGGCGGGACAUGGUCUCCAUCAAUAUGUUUAAAGUCUAUGAAAAGUACAGUAAGGAACCACAACGCCAUCGAGACGAAAAUACCGUUAGAAGUUUUAAGGCUAUUCCAGGUGAGUGUUCUCCUGCCCUAUGUACUGCAAACAGUGUGUGGUUCCAUUUUAACCUGUCGUCCAUCCAGGAGUCGGAGGACAUCCUCUCCGCCACAUUCCACUUCCUGGACCAGCGUCCCCGCCACCGACCCUGGAUCUGCCGGCGCUCCCGAAGCGCUUCCUGUCGCCUCCAGUGGCAUCCCCCGUCCCAGCUCCUCUUCCGAGGAACGUCCCCUAACUCUGCCUUUGGCUCCCUGCUGGGCAACGUCACCCUGCCCCCUCCCAGGAGAGGGUCCUGGCAGACAAGGGAUGUCUCCGCUGUAGUCAAAGAGGCCCGCAUCCUGGGAGUCUUCCUCAUUACCGCUGAGUUUGACUUCGGGAUGAGGCCCCAGAGGAACCAGGAGCGCCUUUCUCCAGCCAUUCUACCGUACGUCCUGGCGUAUGCCAACGACAUGGCCAUAUCUGAGCCCAACAGUGUGGCCAUGACCCUGCAGAGGUACGGGCCUUUCCCUUCGGGCGAGGAGCCCACCCGGUCAUCCAACGAAUCUCCUCCAGCGUCUAGGCUGAAAAGAGAAGCAUUGUCCCCCCUGGACCAAAUACUGGACAAUGACCUGCCUGAGGUCCAGUUCAACACCCUGAAGAGCCAUGAGCUCUGGGAGAGCACUUAUUUGGCUCCCAAGAUCAAGCCCUCUGUGAAAUAUGGGCAAAAGCAUGGCCAGGAGAGCAGUGAGGGGUUGAAUAAGCCCCAGGUGCUGAGCUUUGAUGAGAGGACCAUGAAGAAGGCUCGCAGGAGACAGUGGAGUGAGCCCAGGGUCUGCGCCCGACGUUACCUGAGAGUGGACUUUGCCGACAUCGGCUGGAGCGAGUGGGUGCUAGCCCCGAAAGCCUUUGAUGCCUACUACUGUGCAGGCACCUGUGGAUUUCCUAUUCCUAAGGUUGCCCGGCCCUCGAACCACGCCACCAUCCAAAGCAUUGUGAGGGCGGUGGGAAUUGUUCCCGGCAUUCCGGAGCCCUGCUGUGUUCCGGACAGGAUGAGCUCUCUGAGUGUUCUCUUCCUGGACCCCAGCCGGAACAUGGUGUUGAAGGUUUACCCCAACAUGUCUGUGGAGACCUGCGCCUGCCAGUAG